Messenger RNA from Pestalotiopsis fici W106-1, 1665 nucleotides. RefSeq names its product FACT complex subunit pob-3. Gene Ontology annotation, molecular function: nucleosome binding; histone binding; DNA binding. Bases 1 to 1665 code for a protein of 554 amino acids. The record is from RefSeq and is a predicted model, not a curated record. Lineage: Eukaryota; Fungi; Ascomycota; Sordariomycetes; Amphisphaeriales; Sporocadaceae. Gene Ontology annotation, cellular component: FACT complex; nucleus. The transcript has a single exon.
AUGAACAGAGAGAGCUUCGACAACAUCUAUCUUGACCUUUCGAAAGAGAGCGGAAAGUGCAGAUUCUCCGAAAACGGUCUUGGCUGGAAGCCAUCGGGCGGCGGUAACACAUUCACUCUCGAGCGAAACGACAUCGCGACCGGCCAAUGGAGUCGUGCAGCUAAAGGCUACGAGGUCAAGAUCUUGAAGCGAUCGUCUGAUGUGAUCCAGUUGGACGGUUUCCAAGAGGACGAUCUGCAGAGGCUUACCAAGGUGUUCAAGAACUGGUACAGCAUUAACUUGGAGACGAAGGAACAUGCCUUGAGGGGAUGGAAUUGGGGCAAGACCGAGUUCACCAAGGCUGAACUCGUCUUCAAUGUUCAAAACAAACCCGACUUUGAGAUUCCCUACUCGGAAAUUUCGAACACGAACUUGGCCGGCCGGAAUGAGGUCGCCAUCGAGUUUGCUGCCUCCGACGAGGCUGAUACUGGUACCAACGGUCACCUCGGAGGCGCACGUGGCAAGGGCAAGAAGGCUGGUGCCGGCGGUGAUCAGUUGGUAGAGAUGCGCUUCUAUAUCCCUGGUGUCACGACACGCAAGGAGACCGAGGGCGAAGAUGCUGGAAGCGAUGCCGAGGGUGAAGAGAAGAAUGCCGCAACCCUUUUCUAUGAGACCCUUAUCGAGAAGGCUGAGAUUGGCGAGACUGCCGGCGACGCCAUCGCCACAUUUCUUGAAGUUCUGCAUCUCACUCCCAGAGGUCGUUUCGAUAUCGACAUGUACGAAAGUUCCUUCCGGUUGCGCGGCAAAACCUACGACUACAAGAUCCAGUACGAGCACAUUAAGAAGUUCAUGGUGCUUCCCAAGCCUGAUGACCUUCACUGCAUGCUUUGCAUUGGCCUCGAUCCACCACUGCGUCAAGGUCAAACCCGUUACCCUUUCUUGGUCAUGCAGUGCAAGAAGGAUGAGGAGGUGACCAUUGACUUGAACCUGACCGACGAGCAACUAGAAGCCAGCUACAAAGACAAGCUUCAGUCGCAUUACGAGCAACCUUUGCAUCAAGUAAUCACGUAUUGCUUCAAGGGUCUUGCAAACAAGAAGAUUGUCUCGCCAGCCAAGGACUUCCAGACUCACCGCCAGCAAACGGGUAUCAAGUGUUUCAUCAAGGCGAGCGAAGGUUUCCUAUACUGCCUCGAGAAGGCCUUCAUGUUCGUACCAAAGCCCGCCACCUACAUCAGCUACGAUCAGACCGCCAGCAUCACCUUUAGUAGAGUGGGAGGCGCCGUAUCGACGCUAUCCACCUUUGACAUUAGUGUUCAUAUGAAGAACGGUGCAGGUGCGACGUCCUUCAGUAACAUUAACCGUGAAGACCUGAAGGCGCUCGAGGGAUUCUUUAAGCUGAAGGGUCUGAGAGUCAAGAAUGAGAUCGAUGAGGACGCCAACCUCUUGGCUGCCGCCCUGCGUGAGGAGGCCAUGUCCGAUAGCGAAGAGGAAGUUGUCGGUCCACGUGCCGACAGGGGCUCGGCUGAUGAGGAUGAGGAGAGUGUGGACGAGGACUUCAGGGCAGAUUCUGACUCGGACGUUGCUGAGGAGUACGAUUCGAAUCACGAGUCGUCGGGCUCUGGAAGUGGCGAGAGCGAUGUGGACAAUGAUGAUGAAGAUGAGGAUAUGGCUGAUGCUGAUGAUUAA